Drosophila gunungcola (fruit fly) is the source of this 1253-nucleotide messenger RNA. RefSeq lists its product as uncharacterized. The record is from RefSeq and is a predicted model, not a curated record. Lineage: Eukaryota; Metazoa; Arthropoda; Insecta; Diptera; Drosophilidae. Bases 63 to 1253 code for a protein of 396 amino acids. The transcript is spliced from 2 exons.
AUAACAUCACAAAAGUCUUGAAAAAAUUUCUAUGAAUUCAGUUUGAUGCCGAACUCUUAAUAAUGGCAUUCUCAACACAAAAGGAAUUCUUUCACGUACAUUUUAUGAACGACAUUAACGAAUGCCCCGAAAAAUGCUUAAAUCUAAAGACGUACCCUUCUACUACAAACUACCGUUGUUGGUCGGGGAACGAGGAGAAGAAAUCGCGAUUCGUAGCCGAUCUGGUAGCGUGUAACAAAUUACCCAAUUCAGAUGACAAGCCUAUAACGGUUGAGGAGGAAUGCGCAGAUAUAAAGAGGAUUAUGAUUCAAUGUCACAAUUCAGAGAUGGUCAAGGCACUUAAAAUAAGGAUCAAGGAUUUGACAAUCUCCAAGCACAAACAAAACGAAAAGAAUUUAAAUGAAAUACAGAAAUGCAUCGACGAUAUGGUCAAAGCCCAGGAAAUUCUUGAAGCGGAAAAUUCCUACCUGAAACGGAUUAUCGAGAAACAAUCGGUUCGAGGCAGGCUUGAUAACCUACAAAUCGAUCGUGAGAAAAGCACUGACAUCCAUUAUCUUCAAAGCAAGAUCAACGAUAUGAAUAAAGAAGUAUCGCUUCUUCGGCAAGCCGAGGAAAUGCUUAUAAAGAAGUGCGUCAAGAUGUGUCGGGGUGAAGCUUCCGCUAGCGGUGAUGCCGGUUUUUUUAAGAAUGAUUUCUCCUUUGAACAAGAUAUUUUAAAUGCACAAAGAAUUCUGACAGAGCGCGAUGCCUUGCGUAAAAAAUGUCAAGAUUUGGAGGUACUUGGUGAUAAGGUUUAUGUACUGGAACAAAAAGCUAACAAAGCUGAGCAACUUUCUGCUAGUCUUGAGGACAGCAUAAACCAGCAGACCCAAUACAUAAAUGACAUGCAGCAGGAGAUGCAGUACAUGCAGAACUACUAUGAGAAUGAAGUGGACAAAGCUAAGGCAGUUGAGGAAGUUCUUAAAAUGGUCAAGGCACUUAAAAUAAGGAUCAAGGAUUUGGCAAUCUCCAACCACAAACAACAAAACGAAAAGGAUUUAAAUGAAAUACAGAAAUGCAUCGACAAUAUGGUCAAAGCCCAGGAAAUUCUUCAAGCGGAAAAUUCCUACCUGAAACGGAUUAACGGGAAACAAUCUAUUCGUGGCUGGCUUGAUAGCCUACAAAUCGAUCGUGAGAACAGCACUGACAUCCAUUAUCUUCAAAGCAAGAUCAGCGAUAUGAAUAUAGAAGUAUCGCUUCUUCGGCAAGCCUAG